This is a messenger RNA of Cherax quadricarinatus, 4493 nucleotides long. RefSeq lists its product as uncharacterized. NCBI's taxonomy places the organism in Eukaryota, Metazoa, Arthropoda, Malacostraca, Decapoda, Parastacidae. The record is from RefSeq and is a predicted model, not a curated record.
UAUUACUGCCCCAUGAUCACCUCCACCACACACACUUAUAGGUCUGUACCUCUUGUCACUACCCUUAACCCAACACCAACCUAUCCUACUACCCAAGAGCCACAUUAACGACCUGCAGCAGAGACUUGUGUGCCUGGUAACUGGAGUUAUGUAGCCAUGGACACCUGUGGUGGGUGUGGGCCUAGUGAUGGAGAAAGACUAGUGGACCUAGGUACAAAACAUGAUCUUGCAUCUGCCACCAAGCUCUCUCAACCAUCUACAGAGAAAGACAGGGCUAGAGCUUCAACAGAUAAGUUAAUUUCUGCAUCAGGAGGAAGAUGGAGUCAAGAGGAAAAGAAUGCACUAACUCGUGAAGUGAUGAAACCAUCUCGUACACUCUCUGUCACAAAUGGGGUGGUGGCAGUCAAUGGUAUACACAAGGCUCAAUCAGGACAUCCCUUGCAGCCUAGUGGGGUUGCAACACAAUCAGGUGAAAGACAUAGUGAACAAUCCCUGCUUAACAAUAACUUAAUUGAGGAAAAGUGUAAUCUUACGUGCGUUGAUGAAAAAUCUUAUUGUCUCUAUCAUAAGUUUCCAGCUAAAGUAAACAAUAAUGUUUAUCCUGAGAAGGGAACCUCAGUCAAGGAUGGGAUGGAUGAAUAUUUUCAGAUGCAUGCCUCUCCCAACUCUGGCAGGCAGCAGCCAUUGAUGAGACACAAUGAGUCUAGUCCAAGCAGAGAUGCUUCUGGAUAUCCUGACCAGCUUAAUCUUCUCAAUGGGGAGGAGGAAGAUGAAGAUGAUGGUUGUAUAUAUACAUACAAGGGAGAAAAUUUUGAGGCUAAUCCUUCUCAUUUGAUUGAUAUGUACUUCAGUUGUGGCUUGCCAAAUACAGAACGUAGUGCUGAUGAUCCUGGAAUGUUAGCUCACAGGUUACGCUCUGGAAGACAAGACCUGCCUGAACAGAAUAACUUGUUUUCUCCAGAUAUGGAUUUUUUAGAAAUGGAUUUUGACCCAGGACCUAAUGGUGAUGGGGAUAUAGAUUCUGACUGUGAAGAUAAUUGUGUUGAUGAGUGUGAUAGUAGAUUCUUAAACAGAGAACAUGCUGCAUUUAGUGCUGCUGGUGCUUUCAGUCCUAUAAGUGUUUUAGAUAGAAAAGCUAAUAAUUAUUGCUCGGAAAUGAGAAACCUAAUGUGUAAAAGGUGCGAGUCUAGUAUAUGUGAUGGUAAAAUUGAUAAUGUGGCCUUGAAUUUGAGUGUACAUGAAAUCCACUCUCCAUUUAAUAUUGGGAGAGGUCCAGAUAUUGGUUUUGACGACAGACCCAGUGCAAGAAAUAGUCCACUAAAUGUGCCAAGAAAUGGAAUGAAUGUCCCAAAAGAUUUGAAUGUAGAAUUAAAUGAAUUUUAUGAUGUCCAAGGUCAAGUGAUGGAUAUACCUGCACCUCAGGCCCAAGAUGAUGAAUAUGAUCCUCCUGAUAAUGACAGUGUUGAAAACAAUUUGGGUGAGGCAGAUAUUAUGGAUAUGAUUGAUGACUUUUGUGAAGAUGCCGAUGACGAAGAUGGAGAUGACAGUAAUUCCGAAAGAUAUGAAUUGGGAGCACGAUUUUCUCGGCCCAUUGGAAGUAGUGAAGCGACACUGCGAGAAAGAGAAGACCGAGGAUCAGGACCUAGCAGCUUUAGCAAAAAUAUAAAUAAAACCAACACUAAAACCAAUAAUAAUAAUCUAGGGUCUGUCUCAGCACCCGAAGUCAGCCCUGCCAAGGAAUACAGUCCACUGGAAAAGUUUGGUCGUAGCAUCAGCUUCCAUAACCAGCUUUCCAGUCCAAAAUAUGAGAAUGUUUGUUUUUCUCACCGACCAAAGAAAGAAGAACGGCCUUGUGAUGCUCAGAAUGAGAGGACUGUUCCAUCAGAGGCAGAAAUUGCUAACCUCGAGGCGUGUGCAGGUCGGCUCCACCGACGGGAAAACUCAGUCUUCAACAUCCUCUCUGAUUCAUCAUCACAGAGUGGAAAUACAGGCUGCCAUGAAAAAGCAUCAGGUACAAGCAUAGAAAGUAGUUUGGGAUCUGUGGGCCAACAUGUUAGCUUGGCAUUUGCUCCAGCUUCAUCUCCAGUUAGUCAUUCUUCAAGCCAUAAAAGUAUACCACCAUUGACUAGCCUUCUGCUGACUACAUUAGGAAAUACCAGCUGCACUGUGAUAGGAGCUAGUGGGAGCUCCUGUCCACUUCCAGUUAAAUCUUUACGACCCAAGAAUACAAAUCCUACACAGGACCCCAAUACGGCAAGUGAAGGUGAAGGUGGAGGAGAGGACAGCUGCCCAAGAGUCAGAAAGGUAAUGAUCUGGACAGAAUUACAGGCUACAGCACGUCAAGUCACACAGAUUGCUACUUCAGCUUGUGGUGCCACAGCAAUCAUCAAUGUCUUGUUGGCUUUGGACUACCCUUAUACAGUGGAAGAAGUACAGAAGAGCAUCCAGACACGGUUACGAGCAGAGACUGCCCCUGUUGUAGAUUAUCUGUUUUCCCGUUCUGUUGCUGGUACCACGCACAAAGACUUAAUAAAUGGAGUUAAACUAUUAUCGCAAGGUGCCAUUAAAGCAAAGUUCUUCCAUAUGUUUCCAAAGCGAGCUGUACAGCUGUCUCGGUGGCUUGCCCAGUGGAUUAGCAGAGGUGGUGUUCCACUUGCUACUCUGAAUCUUCAAGUGGGUGUUGCUCCAGGACAAACAAUCCCAGAUGCCUGGCACCAUCAGAUGAUCUUUGGUGUGGGCCCACAAGGAAUCUACCUAACUAACCCUUUGGAAUGUGUGUCUGAUUGUUUGCUUGGUGAUCAGUUGUGCACAGAUUCAGUGCUAUUAAUCCGAAGGGCAGAUGUGGUGGGACGAUGGGGUCAAGGAGAUAGACUUAUCAGAUUGACACGACAUCCAGAUGCAAGAUGGCGAGAAAUGAAUGUUCUUGGUCAGGUAGUUGGGGUAUUAAAGGAGCAGGCAGCACCACCUGUGGUUCAAGGACGAAGGCACUUGACAUCCCAUGUGGCCAUCCCUGCUGCAUACCAGUCUGGAGUGACUAUUUUCAUGCGAUCAGAUAACCCACAGCUCCAUGUGAUGAUGCAAGCAGAAGAAUUACCCUUAUUGGAGUGAUAGCUUGCUUAAUGUUUAUGCAUUGUUAUAGACUGAAACCUCAUCCUCACAAAAUGUAUUUUGAUAGCUGAAAAGGUUCUUUUGUCAGGAUUUGACUGAGAGGACCUUCAUCAUUGCAGGUUAUAAUUCACUCUUCCUUCAUAAUGCAGAAGAGAGCUCUCCUUUGUGCAGUGAUGAGCUUAUGUGAUAACAAACAUUGUUCCUUACAGAAUCACCAGUAUUGUUUUACAAUAACUCAUGGCUGGUUCUUUUUUUUACACUUCAUAUGAUUUACUGUUGCCUUUAACCUUGAAAUCAUAUAUUGGUUUGGCCUCUUCUCAGUUAAAAUAUUUUAUAUUUAAUAUUCUUAGUCAAAAGUAUUUUAUGAAUUGCAUUUCAGUAAAUUAAAUGACUAAAUCUUAACGAGUGCAGGAGAGAGAGAGAGAGAGAGAGAGAGGAGGGGGGGGAAAAAAAAAAAAAAAUUGUAAGGAACCUACCCGUUGGUUUGAGAAAACAUGAAUGCCAUACACUAAAAAUACAUUUAAUCUUGUCUCAAGAAUUUCUUCCCGGUGACAAAGUUAUUUGUCCAUUCGUAUAAUUUUGAUUUGUGCCUUUCAUGAUUUUAUAUACUUUCACUGGGCUUGUAUGCUUUCUACUAGAAUUAGCAUUGACCUAUGAUCACACACAAAUUAGGAUAGAAACUGGCUCGUUUGCAUUAUAUGGAGUCGAGAUUCCAACAAUAUGGCAUGUAGUUAUGACAGCUAUUAUGAGUAACCACAGAAUCCAUAGAAAGAGUGAUCUGCUAAAAGAUUUCUGUACAGCUUAUCAUUUUGACAGUUGUAGUGUACAAAAGAUAUUUAUGUUGAAGUUUAAAUGAAUUCUUACCGUUUUUCAUCUUUCCACAUACUUAGGUAUAGUUCUUAUAUUUUUUAUUUCUAUCUUCAGGUUUUAUCAUUGUAAGAGGGGAAAUAUGAAAGGAGAAUAUUUGUUACUUGAAGUGGUAAAUUGUCAUGCAUUUGAAGGUAAUGUAGCUACAUCUAGUAUUCAUCUGGUAUGCAGUGUUUUCAUUCACUGCUCUUUUGGGUAGUCUAUGUCUUCAUAGACAAUAUGAUGAUGCCAAAAUCAAACUCUUAUGUACAAUAUUUAAGGUAUGAUUGAGCUUUAUUUUUGUUGCCAUAUCUUUGUUGACUAAGUUAGAUAAGAUGCUUCCACUAUCUUCCUCUUCAUAUUUAUGUAGUUUAGUCUUACUCUGCCACUUUUUGAUAAUGGAUGGAGACAGCCAAGUGGACUUCUCAUGCAGCUGCCCAACUUUUAAAACAGUUUUAGUUCUAAAGCUUAUAAUUUUUUUUUCAAGAGGCUAUUUUCAUUUAAUUUAUUUUUUCGUUUAGAAAUAAAUUUUAUAUGUA